Molecule: messenger RNA, 1191 nt
Organism: Daktulosphaira vitifoliae (grape phylloxera)
Lineage: Eukaryota; Metazoa; Arthropoda; Insecta; Hemiptera; Phylloxeridae
Exons: 3
Coding region: 296-1129 (277 amino acids)
Source: RefSeq, a predicted model, not a curated record
ACUGAUUUUUUUCCAUUGUGUUACAUUAAGAUAGAUUUCUUAUAGAUAGUAGAAGACAAUUUCUUUCCAAUCUGUAAUUAGCAAUAUAAGGCGUAAAAAGCACAAUUAGUACCACUGGCGAAAUAUAAGAAAAUAGUUCAAUAGUUUUAUGAAAACGUUUGUAUCACUCAAAUCCUAUGUUUUUAAUGGUUCAUUUGAUAUUGAUUUUUCGCUGAAUCACAUAGUUUUCUCAAACACCCUAAAGAAUAGAACCCAUCGUCAUUAACUUCACAUACCUUUAAGCGACAAGUUCAUCAUGUUUGGUUCAUCAAAUUUUCUUCUGAAUAUCUACAGUUUGUUAAUUUUGUUUUUGCUACCUAUAUUCCUGAAGUUUUCUAAAGCAGAUCAUGAAGAUAAUCCAUCAUUAUCUAAGGAUAUAAAAAAAUGUUCUAACAACUACACAAUGUUUUGUGUAAAAAAGGAUAUACUUUUAUAUUUGGAUAAGUUUAAUGAAGAAAGAAGUUAUGAGCUUUUUCCUGGUUUUACCAUUCAUCAGAGCCGUUUAUCCAAUGCUGUUUAUUCAAACGUUUCUCAAUUCGACAAAGCUAACUUUUCUGAUUUAGAUAGUUUGAUAAGCAAACGAAUUUAUGACUACAUAGAAAGUGUUGACAUAAGAGUUAAAUUGAUUAGUCCUAUGAAUUCAACGACACGAUCAAUUAGUGCAAGCUUUCUCGAACGUGUAUUGCCAUUUUUCCGAAUGAGUAGAAAAAAGAAAGAUCAAUAUGGCGUUUAUUGGGCUGCUGCUACUAUGGCUACUUUGGGUGGUAGCGCGCUGUUGGCUUUAUCAAGUAAAGCUCUCAUGACUGCUGGUGCAGCAUUGGCAUUUGCCAUUUAUAGCAACAUGAAAGGAGGUAGUGGCGGAAAAGGAGGUGGUAGUUUGACAGCUACAUUAAUGGAGGAGAGUGCGCUGGUACCACAAAGGCAAUGUGCUGAAGCAUUGGUCGAUUUAUCUGGACAUUAUCAAGAUAUUGAACGGUAUCCAGGAUCUAGGAAAGCUGUGGAAAUAGUGUCUCCUAAGCCAGUUUAUAGAAUACAAACAGAAGACUACUCUUCCCCUUCUUAUAAUGGAGCGUCAUCUUCAUAUCCGUAGAAUCGACAUGAUCAAUAUAGUUUUAAAAUAUAAUUAAUAAACAUGAAGUAUUUAUAUAAAGU